ACCGGCAGGCUGACCUCGGAUGUAUCCCGUCAUGCACCGCAGAGCCUCAGAUUAUGGGCUGGCGCAGAGCGGCGCUUCGGGAAGUUGCCAAACAAAGAUGGCUGCCUGUGCUAUACGGCGGGGCUUGUGGUCUACAGUCAGCGGGUACCGGAGAAGGCAAGCGUUGCGGGUGUUAAACGUCGAUUUUAACAGCAGGCCCGAGUCGUAUAGGCAGCCGUCGCUGUGCUCUUCGUGCAGCCCCUUUGCUGCGGCCCAGGCGCGGCUCCUGUCGUCACGUAACAGACCCGAGGGCAAAGUGUUGGAGACAGUGGGAGUAUUUGAGGCACCAAAACAGCAUGGCAAAUAUGAGACAGGACAGCUUUUCCUGCACAGUGUUUUUGGUUACAGGGGAAUAGUUCUUUUUCCUUGGCACGCCCGGCUCUACGACCGUGAUGUCACGCCCCCCACCACCGAAAGCAAGUCAGAGCCUCCUGGCACUCAUGGAUCAAAGGAGGUGAAAGGGAAGACCCACACGUACUACCAAGUCCUCAUUGACACCCGGGAUUGUCCGCACAUUGUGGGUGUUCCUGAUAAAUCCCACGAUGGUACUCUCUGUUCAAAAAAGUGCAUGACCCAAAGCAAAUCAAGCGUCCCACCUUGUGAGGUCAGAAAAUACACUAAGUGGUUUAUGAAGCAUGCUUUUGGCCAUCACUACCACCGCCCUCACCCCAAGGCAUCUCAGAGAUCGCAGACGGAAGCGGUGACAUUCCUGGCAAAUCAUGAUGACAGCAGAGCCCUUUAUGCAAUUCCAGGUCUGGACUAUGUGAGUCAUGAAGACAUCCUUCCCUAUAGCUCGACCGACCAGGUCCCCAUUCAGCACGAGCUGUUUGAACGUUUCCUCAUGUUCAACCCAUCCAAAGUGCCCCCCUUCAUCCCUCGUGACACACUGCGGGCGUGGCAGGAGAAGAACCACCCCUGGCUGGAACUGUCAGAUGUGCACCGUGAAACCACAGAGAAUAUCCGGGUCACAGUCAUCCCCUUCUACAUGGGCAUGCGGGAAGCUCAGAAUUCCCACGUGUACUGGUGGCGCUACUGUAUUCGGCUGGAGAACAUGGGCAAUGAAGUGGUGCAGCUACGGGAGAGGCACUGGAGGAUAUUCAGCCUUUCGGGGACGCUGGAGACUGUCCGAGGCAGGGGGGUAGUGGGCCGGGAACCAGUGUUAUCCAAGGAACAGCCGGCGUUCCAGUACAGUAGCCAUGUCUCCCUGCAGGCGCCCAGUGGGCACAUGUGGGGUUCUUACCGCCUCGAGAGGCCCAACGGCACCUUCUUCGACAUCCGCAUCCCGCCUUUUUCGCUUGAAAGCAAGAAGGAUGAUACUCCCAACGGCUUCCUUCCAGGCCCCUUCUCUUCCCUUCCCUGAAAACCUGCCCCCCUCCCCCCACUACAUAUAAAUGACCCAAUAAGAUUUGUGAAUAAGGGAUAAUGAAUGAACCUGCACCUCUGGCAAUAACAUAAGGGAAAAUGUUCACACUGCCAGAAACCAUCAAUGCCUUCAAAAGGGCCAAAUUUUAUUAUUUUAUCGCAGCCUAAUUUGACUGCCUUCAAAUCUGAAGUAUUUGAUUUUUGAACUGUGGAGUGUUUUGUCUGAUCAGAUUCGAGACUUUUAAUGGUGCUCUGCAUUGAUAAUCUUUACAUGCUACGGCAGUGUCCAGUUCUCCAGAGGCACAGCCCAUGUUAGCACUUGUUGUAUCUGUUGUUUGAAAUCCCCAGGGAACGUUGUGUCCACCGGUUUGAUCCUCUGUCCCCAGGGAGAGGUUUCGAAGUGGCACAACGCGUAUUCUGUUGAAUGUACUCUAAAUGAAUCUGCUUUUAAAAGCCUACCUACUAUUUAGUGCAUUUAAAUAUGGAUCUGCACUCUAAACAACGUUAAAAACCCCCCCCUCAUUGUCGUCUCCUUCGCAACUAGCAGCCUGCUGAACCCUGAACGAGUCAGGUGUGACUAGGGAUGCCCCACUCCAGCCCCUUAAAUGCUGAAGUCCUGUAGGUUUAGAAUGCAGUUUUAGCACCUGUGUUAGACGUGAAGUACCAUGUGAUGUAAGUCACUAUACUAGGAGAGACAAGUAAAGAUGGAGGCCUUGGUGAAAACACACAUCGUGCAACGGGAGCAAAUGAAAUCUGUGCACCUGCAAUGAGUUUGUAUAUAUGUUAGCUGAAAUUACAGGACUUUUAUUGACUAUAUUUUUUGCUGCUAUAAUUACACAAUCCCCUCUGCCCCCACCCUGCCCGAGAACAGUAUUUAAUUUUUUUUUCAGUUGCCACCAUCUGCUUCUUUCUCCCAAAGUCUGCUCCACAGUAAGGCUUAACUGAGUUAGCCGUUGCUCUUAUGUGGGGGUAGUGGUGUGUGGGUGCUGUGGAAAACUUACUGGUUCUUCAUCAGGUGAAAUACAAUCAAUGAAUUAAUUGUUAUUGCUCACAAUUAGUGAUGGCGCUGUCCAUUCAAAAAAGGGCACAUGCCCGAAAGCAAACCAAGAGCACCCUCUAGUGGGGUCAAAAAAAUACAUCAAAUGAUUCAUGAGUCGUCAUUUUGUCUGUCACUACCUACUAUCAAUUUUGUGGUAUGCAGCCCAUAGUGAAAUUUUAGGUAUUGUUUUACAUUAACUGCAUUUUCAUGAUACAUUCAUAGAACAUUCAUAAGCAGCAUAUAAGUAUACAUAAACAUCCUAACAUACCAUAACAGCCUUAAUAUACAUCAAUAACAAAUUAUAUGAUUAUACAAUUAUAAUAUUAUCAUAAUGUUUAUGUAUGCCUAUUAAAGCUGUUAGGGUAUGCUAGGAUGUUAAGGUAUACUUACAUGCUGCCUAUGAAUGUUUUAUGUAGAUGCAGUGAAUACUCUGCCAAAGCAUUAUAAAGACAUUAUGAAGAUGCAGUCAAUGUAAAGUGUUACUCAGUAUUGUGAUGAAGGCAGUAAUGGGCUGCAGAAUGGCAACUCGGCUGCUAAUUGCAUUUAUAAUUCAGAGUUAAUAUAAGCUAAAGGAAAACUUGCUGUGAUCAGGUUUAAACCUGUUAAGUGCUUAUAUUGUCUUCCGUUUGGGGUGUUGCAUGUCAACAGUGGUGUUGAAUUGAAGAAUGCAGUUAAGGGGUUCUAAAUGGAGCAAAUGUGGAAUGUAACAUGGAUGAUGGAACGUAACCAUGAAAUAAACAAGGUGUGAUGUGCA
Paramormyrops kingsleyae is the source of this 3194-nucleotide messenger RNA. NCBI's taxonomy places the organism in Eukaryota, Metazoa, Chordata, Actinopteri, Osteoglossiformes, Mormyridae. The record is from RefSeq and is a predicted model, not a curated record.